Molecule: messenger RNA, 789 nt
Organism: Cynara cardunculus var. scolymus (artichoke)
Lineage: Eukaryota; Viridiplantae; Streptophyta; Magnoliopsida; Asterales; Asteraceae
Product: non-specific lipid-transfer protein-like protein At5g64080
Exons: 3
Coding region: 79-666 (195 amino acids)
Source: RefSeq, a predicted model, not a curated record
CAUUCAUCAAUCCCCUCUAUCUCCAUCUUCCAUCCACCGCUACCAUCACCGGGGCGGCACCACCGCUGUUUUCCGCCAAUGGCUAACACAAACACAACCAUUAUGGCCACUGCUAUCUUGGUGGCGCUGGUUUUCACCGCGGUUCCAUGCUUGGCGGCGCAAUCACCAAGGGGAUCACCGAUGAUGUCGCCAACGUCGCCGACGACGAUGGGACCUGCGCCUGAUUGUAUGACGGCAUUGUAUAAUGUUUCUGAUUGUUUGAGUUUUGUUCAGGUUGGGAGUAAUAUGACUGCUCCGGACAAAGCUUGUUGUCCGGAGUUUGCAGGGUUGCUAGAAAGCAACCCUAUCUGUUUGUGUGAUUUGAUUGGAAGCUCUGAGAGCUUUGGGGUAGAUCUUAGUAGGGCUCUUAUGCUUCCUGAUGCUUGUAAAUUGGAAACUCCUUCUAUUAGUUCUUGCCCAGCUACUCCAACAUCAGCUCCAGAACCUAGCCCAACAGGUGAAGCACCUGGAUCAACAGCAGCGGGUGCCGUGCCAAACGGAGGAGCAGCCCCAGGCCCUGUCGGAUCUGGAACCGGUGGUAGCAAUGGAGCUUCGAGCACUACAGUUCAUGAUCUUUCGACUUUCGUUUGCUUGGCGGUUGCUAUUUUCAUAGCAUACUACUUUUAAUUUUUAUUCAUUUCGCUUUACGACAUGGAACUCAUCGUUCACAUUUUUUGUAUUUUUAUUAUAAUAUUAUAUGUAACUUUAACUCAUACAUUUGAUCAAUGCUUGAAUGUAAUCAAUAAUAUG